AGGACAAAGGCUUAAUUCUUGGAAUGUGGAGUCCUGCUGCAUUAGCAACCAUUACUGAAAUACCCAGGAGAGAUGCUGAUUAUUUUGGCAACAUUUCCAAAUCUCUCACCCCUUCAGAUGUUAAAAUUUAUAGCAUUGCGUCUGAUCCUCAGAAAAAGGUGAUUUUUGCUGCAAUAAAAGACUCUAUUUACAAAUUUCAAAACUUUACUAUUUGGCAGAAUGAAUCAAUUUCCCUCUCUUUAGCUUACAAAGGAAAAUCUUCAGCCUUUGGUCAAAUUGCAUUUGACUACACUUCCAACAAUAUAUAUUGGUGCGAUUCUCUUCUCAAAUGGAUCGCAGUGAAACCAGCAUACAGUGACAAUGAUACGAUAUAUAAAGUUUUUGUCUAUAAGGAUUUGUACCAACCGGAGGGAUUGACACUUGAUCCUGAAAAUGGCUUAAUGUUCUUUACGGACAAUGAACCGCAUCCACGUAUUGAAAAGGCAUCAAUGGAUGGGGAGAAUAGAACUACAAUAGUUCACACCGGUUUAAUCCGAGUAUUAGUCCUUUCUAUUGAUGUAGUCAGUGAUUUACUGUAUUGGGCAGACUAUGGCAGGCACACUAUUGAGGUCAGCGACUAUGACGGUCUAAAUAGAAGAGGUGUGCGUCGUAGCAACAACGUUCCUGCAACAGGUUUACACUACUAUCAGAAUAUGCUGCAUGCUUCUAGUGCCGAGGCUAGAUUAAUAUUUGGGGUAGAUACAGCAUCAGGAUCACAACUAUACAACCUACGAUUGUCGGAUCAACCGUAUGCCAUUCACGUUUAUGACGCAAAUACAGCAAGAUCAUACACGGGUUCUUGUUCUUCUCGAGGUUGUCAGCAUAUCUGUGUAAACACUCCAGUAGGAGCUAAAUGUCUCUGUGCUGAGGGUUACCUACUAUCAUCAGACGGUCGGUCCUGCAAAGAUCGUUCCUGGUUUCACGAGAGGGGCUUCAUUGUAAGCAAUGCAACUCAUUUUGCUAUGGUGGAAGUACAGUUUGUUAAUGGAGGACGAGGAUGGAUUCCCUACCUGAUACCUUCUGCCAUUAUAGAGGCAUUUGCUGUGGAUGCAAGCUUGCACCUUAUCUAUUUUUUGGACAGCAGUAGUAAUACAUUGAGAGAAUUAAAUAUCAUUAAUCAUCAAACAGAUCUUAUUUUUGACUGGAUUGCUAAUCUUCUUGCGUGGAUAGAACCUACGCAAUCCACAAUUCGAGCAUUUUCUAUAAAUUCUGGGACGACAUCUGUAAUAUACUCCGGACUUCAACAGCCUACAUCAUUAACAGUGGACGCUCAUAAUGGAGACCUCUACUGGAUAUCGGGAACAUCUAGAAAGGCCAUAAUUAGAGGAAACUGGAAUAGGAAUUCUCCCAAAACCAUUGUGUCCGAGGCAAAUCUCAAUAAUCCGAUUUCUCUUCGAUAUGAUGUCACAAGUCACAGAAUUUACUGGCUGGAUAACUCUAUGAUUAAAAGCUCACUGACAAAUGGAUCUGAUAUUAAAAGUCAUGUCAUCACAUUUGGUGCAACAGAAGCUUUAGCUUAUAAGGACUUUUUUGGUUGGAUAAAUGGAAACAAAACGUAUUUUGCUAGAAGGUCUGCUGUGUCUGCAGAGUACGAAGUAGAUGUAAUACAAAACAUAAAACAUAUUGCCAUAUUUGAUUCUUUGAAGAGUUGUCAAAUACUGAAUGGUGGUUGUGAAGGCAUGUGUUUGCCUUUGCAAAAUGGACGGAAAUGCGAGUGCGAUUUUGGACUACAAGUGAAAGAUUUGAAAUGCGAAAGCAAUUCUUUUUCGAAGAACUUUAUUAUAGUUUUGGAUUAUUCUCAUGGCCGAAUCCUUCAAGUUGAUAUUAACACAGGAAACAUUGUCAAAUUGUCGAUAAGUAUACAAAACUCUCCAGGGAUGACAUUUGAUAAAUCAACAAUGGAACUCUUUUACUCAGAAGUACAAACAAAAACAAUCAUGUCCACAACACUUCUUGGAAAAAACACAUCUUUGAUCUAUACCACAGGUUUUACUUAUGCUGAUCGUUUGACUAUUGACUAUUCAACGGGAAAUAUUUACUUCACUGCAGUAGGUUCUAGCCAGACUCAAAGUUAUAUUGGAGUUAUACAUAGAAAGAGCUUACUUCAAAAAACUUUGUUGACAAACUUGCAGAGUCCAAGAGAAAUUGUUGUAUAUCCAUCGAAAGGGUUUUUAUACUGGACAGCGUUUGGAAAUAUAACUGAAAUAAGUAGGUCAUAUAUGGACGGAACAUCCAAAAUAUAUAUCGCAACAACCAAUCUUGGAUGGCCAAACGGCUUAGCUAUUGACUUUGCCACCAACAAAUUAUUUUGGGUUGAUGGUUUGAAGAACAGCAUAGAAUAUUCAGAUUUAAACGGUCAAAACAGGCAUGUUUUGACAACAGACACUGACGCACAUUUGAUGAGCAUUGUGGUUCAAGGACAAUACCUCUAUUAUACUGCAUGGAAUCGACAACGCAUUACAAAAUUGGAUAAAACAACAGGUGUUCAACUAUCCUUUAUGCCAAAUCACCCGGAGCUUGGUAGACUGGAUAGUCUGGAUAUAUAUGCAGACGAUUCCGUUGACGGUAAGUAA
Molecule: messenger RNA, 2612 nt
Organism: Saccostrea echinata
Lineage: Eukaryota; Metazoa; Mollusca; Bivalvia; Ostreida; Ostreidae
Product: low-density lipoprotein receptor-related protein 6-like
Exons: 15
Coding region: 24-2612 (862 amino acids)
Source: RefSeq, a predicted model, not a curated record